AUGGCAUCUGUUGUGGGUACUCGCUUUACUAAUGUUACAACAUCUACUGACUGUGAUAAGACAAUGGAUCUGACAUUCGCUGCCAAUAAAAACACUAUAUACGAGUCUCAGAUGAUAGCAUCAAUUUUCGAUGAUGGAAGUUCGUUCCUACAGUCUCUAGAAACAAACGACUCAUCUGUAGUAUCUGUGGAAGAAAACGAAGGCUGUACAGAAUCAGCAAUCAGAAAUGAUAAUCAUGAGAAGGAACAGAAGAAGAUGAUGGUUUUAAGUGAUUUAAAUGAUGACAGUGAUUUGCUGGUAGUUACGAUAGGCGAGGAUGUUUCAGUCUUCAGUUUUGAUUGUGGUAUAAGGUUCAUUAUUACGAUGCAUCUUGGAGAUAACAUUAAUCCAGUCGCCGUGAAAUUCAUGCCAGUGGUGAAUCUUCUCAUGGUUGUGGAGGAUUCUGGAAACUUAAUUUUUUUAUGUAUCGAUUCUAAGCGUGUAAUACAUCAACUGAAUCUGAUGGAAAAUAAGCUGAUAGAAAGUGCUUCUAUCUCCUGGGAUUUCCAACUUGAAGAUGCAUGCAUGUGUAUUGCUCUUGACAGUGGAAAAAUUUACUUGUUUACUUUUCCGAACUAUACUAAUUACUUUCAUCAUGAAGAAGAAAUCGAGUUGGCAAUGUCCAAUAGACAAAAGGAUUUGAAACUAAUCGAAUGGCAUGUUUCUAUAUUCGAAUUUUAA
Thelazia callipaeda (thelaziosis nematode) is the source of this 720-nucleotide messenger RNA. The record is from the annotation of a GenBank genome assembly. Lineage: Eukaryota; Metazoa; Nematoda; Chromadorea; Rhabditida; Thelaziidae.